UCAGUUUUUAGUUCCAGCAGACUCAGCUAGCAGAAGGAAAAGAUCUGGGGCUCAUUGCCAGAGAAACAUUUCUUAGUGUAAACAUUUGAAGGCAUCUUUAGAAUGCCCUUAUCAUAGGAAGCCCGAAGCUUUUGUACUCUGGAAGUUUUCAAGUCAGCAGCAGCUUGGCAGGCAACUCUGGCAAAGAGACUUUUUAAUGUGGAUUUUUAGUACAAAGAAAACUAAAACCAAGCUGACCAGAAAGACUGGAAUUUCAGCUCUCUCUCUCGCCCCCUCAUAGGAUUUUUCUCUCUCUCUUUCUACAAGCCCUUUAAAUCAGAGAUUACUGGGUCAGUGACUUUCAUUAUCCCUCUUAUACCAGUAUCCUCUUGUCUUCAAGCUCCUGAAGAAAUAUUGCUACCUGGAAAAUGGCAAGUUUUUAAGGGGAGCCGCUGUACAUCUAACUUUUAUUAAACCCAUGAAGAGAGUGUGAGAGAGACUUUAAUUGAAAUGCGUUUGCCUCCGACUAGGACUACACAUUAUAAAACAAACAAACUCAGUUUUUGCAGAUAUUUUUCAUGAAACUGUUAAUCCUCUAAUGAUGUAACGUGAAGAAAACCCUUCUAAGAAAAGGAAGAUACUUGAUUGAUUUGCGCUUAUUGGGACACAAAGGUAGAAAAAAGGAUUAGCAGACAUUUAAAGCAUGCUGAAAGCACAUCCAUCAUUUUUGUCACGAUUGAUCAACGAGUUUUAUUAAAGCCCAAGAAGACUUUGAAAGGCGCCCUUGUCCAAAUUUCAAUCACAAGGGCAUAUCUUAAUAGAAAACAUACAGUACGUUAUUGCCUGCGACUAAAGUUGUUCCCCUUGAUUAUAUGGUGAAACUCUGCUGGAGAACGAAGAGAAGACCUCUUUUGUUUAGGACUUUUACUAGUUGAAGGGAACUCGAUUUCCCUAAUAAUAUGAAGCCUUUUGAGAAUAGCAGUUUGUUUCCACUGCUCGCUGUUAUCCUGAGAUGCGUCUGCUCCUCCUUUAUCAGUGUCAACCUUGGAGUGAAAGUGAUGAAGGGCCAGUCUGUCUUCCUGUCAGAAGGUGACCUGCAGUUUUCCAUUCCCAGAGAGAAAGAUGCUUGCAAAGUGGAAGUUGUGAUUAAUGAGCCAAUAACACAGAGGGUUGGGAAACUAACUCCACAGGUAUUUGACUGUCAUUUCCUUCCUAAUGAAGUCAAGUAUACUCACAAUGGCUGUCCAAUUUUGGAUGAAGACAUGGUCAUGCUUAGGCUGUACAGAUUUACAGAAACGGAAACAUUCACAGAAAUGUUCAUCCUUCAAGUGCAAUUACUUGAGCCAGAUUGUAAUAUCAUCAAAAUGAACACCAAUGUGCUGGAGGUCCCUGAGUUUUAUGGCCUGUCCAGGGAGAUUGACAAGAAUGUGCUCACUUUUGACUAUGACAAGAAGACAAACCUGGACUGUACCAUCAGACUUGCCUCUUUAGAAACUCUUCUACCAGCCCAUGGUCAACUUGUCAUUGGAGAACCUCAGAAGGAAGAGCCUCGUGGAGAUCAACCUCAUAGCUUCUUCCCUAGAUCCAAGCACAGAACAAGUCAAAGGUGUGCGAGUGGGAACUGUGUUCCAGAACUGAAGGUGAUUCAGAACACCAAAAUGAGCUGUGAGGAAUUUUUGCUGAAGGGAAUUAGAUAUCAGCAUCUUGACCCUCCUUCUCCCAACAUUGAUUAUAUUCCUAUCAGGCUGGACCUCACAGACAGCAGAAGCAAAACUCUGCACAAGACAGAGCAUGCAUGGCUCCCUGUCCGCAUCAAAGGUGCCAUUCCUAACCAAAACCCCAGAGCUGCCUUCAUGGCUAUGUUCAUCCUGGAGGUGGACCAGUUUAUUUUGAGCCCCAUGACAACAACAACGGUGGAUGCUGAAGACAGUGAAACACCCAAAUCCCUGUUAGUGUUCAACAUUACCAAGCCACCCCCACAAGGCUACAUCACUCAUCUGUUAGACCAUACCAAGCCUAUCACCUCCUUCACGUGGAAAGAUCUCAGUGAGAUGCUUAUAGCAUAUCAGCCUCCAAACAAUAGCCAUACAGAGAGGAGGAAUUAUGAGUUGGAGUUAGAGGUUCAUGACUUCUACUUUGAAAGGAGUUCACCAAUCAGUGUGCAUAUUUCCAUCAGAACAACAGAUACAAAUGCUCCUCGGGUGUCAUGGAAUACAGGCCUCGAUCUCCUGGAAGGGCAGUCCCGACCAAUCACGUGGCAACAGUUUCAAAUAGUGGACAAUGACAACAUCCGGGGUGUUCGCUUGGUUACCGUUGACGGCUUACAGCAUGGACGGCUCACUGUAAGAGGAGAGAAAGGAUUCAUGUUCAUGGUCUCUGAUCUUAGGGCUGGAGUUGUUCGCUACCACCAUGAUGACAGUGACUCUACAAAGGAUUUUGUGGUAUUUAGGAUCUUUGAUGGCCACCACAGUAUUCGCCAUAAGUUUCCAAUCAAUAUCCUGCCUAAAGAUGACAGCCCCCCUUUCCUUAUCAGCAAUGUUGUAAUUGAACUGUAUGAAGGGCAGACCAUUCUGAUCCAGGGCUACAUGCUUCAAGCUUCUGACAUGGACUCCAGUGAUGACUACAUACUCUUUAAUGUUACUAAACCACCACAGGCUGGAGAAAUCAUGAAGAAACCAGGGCCGAACCUUAUAGGGUAUCCUGUCACUGGCUUCCUUCAGAGAGAUCUGUUUAAUGGACUAAUUUACUACCGUCACUUGGGAGGAGAAAUAUUUGAGGAUUCCCUUGAGUUUGUCCUGUGUGAUAGCCAUGACCCUCCCAAUCUCUCAGAGCCACAGGUGGUGAUAGUGCACAUUAUUCCUGUGGAUGAUCAGCUUCCAAAAGAAGCUUCUGGGGUUACCCGCCACCUCACUAUCGAGGAAACUAAGAUAGCUCUUCUAACUAAGAAACAUCUCCAUUUCAUAGACAUGGAAGCGCAAGAGAGGGAACUCAUCUACACAGUAACCACCUCCCCAUUUUUCUCUUCUACUCAUGGCCCCUCCGAUGCUGGGAAGUUGUUUAUGGUGGACAGCAUCCCCAAACUAGUCAAGGAUCUUUCUGCUCCAGCACUGAGAUCAUUCACUCAGCAUGCUGUGAACUACAUGAAAGUUGCCUAUAUGCCCCCUAUCCAGGACAUUGGGCCUGAGCCUCAUCAUGUCCAGUUUAUUUUUUCAGUCAGCAAUCAGCAUGGAGGCACUUUGUUUGGGAUCUGCUUUAAUAUUACAGUUCUUCCAGUGGACAAUCAAGCUCCAGAGGUAUUUACAAACAACUUGAAAGUGGAAGAAGGGGGACUAUGCACCAUUACAGGGAGCCAUAUUCUGAUGUCAGAUGUGGACACAAAACAGGAGACCCUCCACAUCUACCUUCAGAGGCAGCCGCUGCAUGGAAUGGUAGAACUGGAUGGAUUUCCCAUGACCGAAGGUGACAGGUUCACCUGCCAGGACCUGCAUAUGUUAAAAGUCAGGUAUCAGCAUGAUGGCUCUGAGACUCUGCAGGAUGACAUCCUCUUUGCAGCCACAGAUGGCAUUAAUUCUUUAGAGUUUGUCCUACAGAUCAAGGUGCUACCUGUAAAUGAUGAGCCACCUAUCAUGAAAGAUGGCCUCAUUCCCCUAAUACAAUGUCCAGAGGGUGAGGAAGUGGUCAUCACCUCAGAGUACAUUUGUGCCACUGACGCAGACAGUGAUGACAUGAAACUGACUUUUAUGCUGGCUCGACAGCCCCAUUAUGGGGUUAUGAGGAAAGCUGGUGUCGUUGUGGAUCUCUUCUCCCAAGCGGAUGUUGUCUCUGGAGUAGUGACCUACAAACAUACUAGUGGGGAGAUUGGCCUGACUCCUUGCUUUGACACCUUAACUUUGGUUAUCUCUGAUGGUGAAGCUGGUGUGGAUGUGAAUGACUGCUGUUAUGAUGGAAUUCUUCCUUCUCCAGUACCACUUCAUGAUUCCUUUCCAGUAUAUGACCUUAACAUCAGUGUAUUUCCAGUGGACAACCAGCCACCAUCCAUUUCAAUUGGUGCCAUGUUUGCUGUGGAUGAGGGUUUCUCAGCUGUCAUUACCACUAACAAUUUGUUUGCUACUGACCCCGACACCGCAGCAGAUGACUUAGAGUUUGUUUUGGUUUCUCCUCCCCAGUUUGGUUACAUUGAAAAUAUACUACCUUCCCCUGGGUUUGAGAAGAGCAACAUUGGUAUAAGUAUAGCUUCAUUUCAGCUGAUACACCUGAAAGCCUUGCAUAUAAAUUAUGUGCAGUCCAGGCAUAUGAGGACAGAACCAACUUCAGAUCAGUUUACGAUUUAUGUCACUGAUGGGAAGCAUCAUUCAGUGGAGACCCCAUUUUAUGUCCUGAUCAACCCAACGAAUGAUGAAGUCCCAGAAUUCAUAGCAAGGAACAUAACUGUGCAGGAGGGCCAAAUGAAAGAACUGGAUCCCUCUGUAAUCAGCGUCCUUGAUCUGGAUGUACCUCAAGAUCAUUUGAGGUUUACUGUUGUCCAGCAACCCCAACAUGGAUUCCUAAUUCAUGGAGUCUAUGGCAAUGAUGUUAUGAGUUACAAAAGAUUCAUUAACCGUCACCACAGUCAUGAACGUCCUGUGCAUGACUUUUCCAUGGAGCUUCUUAAGAAUGGAAUGAGGCUGGUGUACAUGCAUGAUGACUCCGAAAACCUCACUGAUGGUUUUACACUCCAGCUGUCAGAUGGGAAACAUAAAGUCCUCAGAACCAUUCUGGUAAAGGUCAUCCCAGUUAAUGAUGAGAAACCAAUGCUGAGCAAGAAGGAUGAGAUAGCGGUGAACAUGGGUGAAACCCGAAUAAUUUCUAGUGCUGUUCUGUCAGCCGAAGAUAAAGACACCCCCAGGGAGAGAAUUUACUAUUUAUUUGAAAGAAUUCCAGAAAACGGGCAGCUUCAGCUCAAGGUAGGUAGGGACUGGGUGACACUCCAAACUGAAAUGAAGUGCACUCAGGAGGAAAUAGAUAUGAACCUUGUGAGAUAUGUGCAUACAGGAGCUAUGGGGUCCAGGAACCAAGACAGCUUCACAUUUCAUCUGUGGGAUGGGGACAACAAAUCCCCAGCACUGGACUUCUACAUAACUAUCAAGGAUAUGGAAAAAGGGGACGUUGCUGUUUUCAUAAGACCAUUUACUGUAUCUAAGGGGGAUAGAGGUUUCUUGACAACUGAUGUUCUCCUUGCAAUUGAUGGGACUGACAAACCAGAAGAGCUCCUCUAUGUGAUAACCUCCCCACCUCAGUAUGGACAAAUAGAGUAUGUCAGCUAUCCUGGAGUCCCUAUUACAAGUUUCAGCCAAAUGGAUGUAGCAGGUCAAGCAGUCUGCUAUGUCCACAAUAGCAAGGCAGCUGCUCCCCGAGAUCAGUUCAGAUUUAUCAUCAGCAACGGACUGAAGACUAAACAUGGAACGUUCGAGAUCACGUUGGAGACAGUGGACCAAGCUUUGCCCAUAGUGUCUAGGAACAAGGGGUUAAGAUUAGUGGAAGGCACUAUGGCACUCCUUUCUCCUGACGUCCUGCAGCUUUCAGAUCCCGACACUCCCUCAGAGCACCUUACUUUCCUCUUGGCACAGCUCCCUCAAUAUGGCCAUCUGUUCUACCGUGGGGCUGUGCUGCUGCAUCACAAUUUCACCCAACAAGAUGUGGACAACAUGGACAUGGCAUAUAGACACGGAGGAGGGGCUUCCCAGAUUGACAGAUUUACCUUUGUUGCAACAGAUAGGACUAAUUACGGCUUCAUCAUAGAUGGGAAGGUGCAAAUGGAGCCUGUGGCAUUCACCAUUCAGGUGGACCAUUUGGACAAAACUGCACCAAAAAUUGUUCACCUCCGUUGUUCUUCAGAUGUGGAGCUCCUGAAAAAUGGCAAUUAUGGGAUUUACAUUACUGCCAGGUCCUUGAAGGCAUAUGACCCCGAUACAGAAGAGGAUCAAGUCAUUUUUAAGAUUUUACGAGGUCCACGUUAUGGCUACCUGGAAAAUAUAACAACAGGUAGAUUUAUCCAGGAAGGAUUCAGCCAAAAGGAUUUAAAUGGCAAAAUCAUACUUUAUGUCAUCAAUCCAUCCUGGGAGGUGAAUUCAGACAGCUUGGAGUUUCAAGUCACAGAUCCCACCGGAAACUCUGCUGCCCCCCAAACUCUGGAACUGAGGUGGUCUCAAAUUGAAAUGCAACAGGCUGAGUACGAAGUAUGUGAGAAUGUGGGAAUGUUGUCUUUGAAAAUCACCAGAUCGGGGCACUCCAUAGAUUCUGCCUUUAUUGCAGUGAAGGUUAAUGAAGUGUCUGCUACAUUGGGAAAGGAUUUUACUGUGACUCGCUCUAAGCUCAUUCAGUUUGAUCCAGGAAUGUCAACCAAGACGUGGAAUAUAGCAAUUACUUAUGACGGAUUAGAGGAAGAUGAUGAGGUCUUUGAAGUAGUUCUGAACUCCCCUGUGAAUGCAAUUCUUGGCACCAGGACAAAAGCUGUAGUGAAAAUUCUGGAUUCAAAAGGAGGUCAAUGCAGCUCUUUCCGUUCCUCUGGCCAAAACAAGCACAACUUAUGGGGGACAGGCGCACUGAUUCCAGUUUCCUCAGGGUCCUCAUCGCCCUCCAAUCCUGGCACUGUUCACUUGGAAGGAAUUCCGCUAUCCUCUUCCAAAGUGAUGAUGGUGGAUAGAGGGGAUGUGUUACAGGAAUUCAACUUGGUGAAUCUGUCACGGAUGAGGCUUAGAGCUGUCAGAAAUGGCAAAAUAGUUCAUCCUUCAUCUGUGUUAAGAAAUGGAACCAAUGUGGCUUUUAAAUAUCAUGGAUUGGUGUCUCUCAGAGUAGAGGAUGACACCUCAUCAGCUAAUGCAAACAAGGCUAACAAGUCAAUAAUUAACCAAGGGCAGACAAAGAUAAAGGUGUUAUCCUCCAGGAAGACAGAAGUCCCACAAACUGAUAAGGCAGAGCUGAUGUCUGAAUCACACUCUAGCCAACAGGACCUGGUCCUCUCCUUUCCAAAGAGCUGCACACCUGAUUUAGACGGGCUCUUGCAUUUUGAAGAAGGCACCCAAAACUUAUUUCAAUGUGAUGGAAUUUCGUGGAAGUUACAGACUUCAGAAAGCAAGGAUGUUAGCAUGAAAAAAUGCCCAUCUGGAUGGAGCCAUCAUGGCAGCAGCUGCUAUUUCCUGAUCACAGACCGGAAAGUCACUUGGAAUACAGCUGCUCGGGCUUGCCGGGAACAAUACCUUGGAAGUUUAGCAAGUGUGGUCACUAAACAACACAUGCAGUGGCUGUGGGACUUCAGUGGAAGGAAGCCCUUUUGGAUAGGCUUUAAUGAUCAAGUUAAUCCUGGCCAUUGGGAGUGGAAUGGAGGAGAACCUGUCACCUUCACAAACUGGAGAAGAAGUCCAUCUCGCCUUUCAAAGCAAGGAAAGAAUUGUGUUUUGGUGCAGAGGCGAGGGAAAUGGCAAGCAAAAGACUGUAGGAAGGGUAAUCGGCACAACUAUGUCUGCUCAAGAAAGCUGUAAACAAAACUGACACUCAUACCCAUCUGGCCUUUCUUGUGCACAGAAUGUUUAACUUAUAUUUGCAGUAUUUUGAGGGUAUAAGUGUAGAAAAGAAACUUCAUUAUCAUCAGAGUUUAUUUUUAUACUCCUGCUGGGGUAUAUUAGAGUCAAAUCGAGUGAAUGCGGUAGCCCAGUGCUAAGCAUAGCAAGGAAGGGGUGGGAAAAUAGGUUCUCAUUAGAGAAAGCCUCAGUCUAGAUCCAGAAUUCAAGCACCACCAAGUUUCAGAAUGUUUGGUUCUUGGUUUUGGUUUGAGCUCAUUACAACAAUAAGGGCCACUUGCAAAAUUCAGAUCUGAAUCCAAUUUCAGUUUUCAAACACCCCCAAAGCAUUUGGAACUGUCAUUUGUUCUAAUGAGAUGCUCAAAUUUUGUUACACUGAAGACUAAAGCCUUAGGUCUUACACCUAAUAGCUAUGUAAAUUUAUUCAUUCAUUUUUAAACAAAAAUAAACUAACACAACAGUUAACUUGCAGGUUCCAUGAUUGGUGAAUGUAAAUUGUCUGUUGUUUGAAUUCAUCAGCAAUGAAACCUAAAGUUUUACAGUUCUGAUAGCUCUGUUUUCACUUGCAAUUAUAGGGAGAGAAGUGGUGGUGGAAGGGAUAAUGGGCUCAUCUGCAGAGUGAGCUCUGUUGCUGACAUUGGGUUGCUCUUAGGGAUGCUAGUGCUUCUAUCAUUGCUGUCCUAGCAUGGUACCUGAUCCAGAACUCACAGGAGUCCAUGGGAAGAAUCUAAGCGGGAGUUGGCUUAGGCCCACAGUGCAGGAGCGCCAUGGGGAAGGAAGUCUGCUUUUGUCUUCUCCUCACCUUUCCCACCUGCACAAGUCCAGCCACAAUCCGAUCCAAAGACUUUGGAUCCUAAUUGGAUGUGACCACCUGGACCCGAUUGCAAGUACAAUCCUUAGGGAUUUGACACCUUUUUAAAAAUUUAAGUUUAUUUCUGAGGGAGUUUUUAAAAACUCAGAAUUUAAUUGGAACAAAACUGAUAGAAAAAUAACUUCUUAAUGUAGUGUACAGAGUUGCUGUGUCUAAUGAAUCUCUCAGGGUAACCUUUUUGCCUCAAUACUUAACCAAAUGACAUCAGAGGUGAGCAAUACUGCAGCACAAUGAAAGUGUAAGUCGCUCAAGUUGGAAGGCCUACACAAGACCUUCCGCACCAUUUAAGCUCCCCAGUAUGGCUGUGUGGAGGGAAGGGGAAUGGAUGGAGUGGCCUCACAGAGGGCAUCAACACCCCCAGAACUCUGCAGAGGGGUCUCUGUGCCAGUUUGGAAUAGGCCAACAUGGAUGGGGCUGUUGGGGCCAGGCGAAAGCAGGCCAUGCAUGACCAAAUCUAAUCACCUAACACCACCUUGGGGGAACAGAGGGGUAACUGUACAGAUGGCAGUAACUGUGCAGAAGACAGUGCAGCAGCUUUGCUACCUUUUCUGUGGUUUCGUAUGUGUUCCUGUGUGUAACUUCCAUCACCCAUCCCACUUAGUUCCCUCUGCAAAUCUUGAGGCUUUGUGCUGGGAGAGUUGGAUUUCAGAAUAAAUGUACAUGAGAGGAAAAAUAUCAUGGGCCAAAUCCUGCCAUCUUUAUAAAGGCAAAACCCCCAAUGAUCUCAAAAGGAGUUGUGCUUGAGCAAGAGUAGGGAAGGAUUUAGCCCUCUAUGUAUGUCACACUCUCAUUUGAACCAGCCUUAAAGUAAUUGAAGAGGAUUUAAGAUAGCUCCAUCAACAACAAUGCAAAUUGUGUAUGCUUAAUAGCCUCGCUAAUUUUUUUUCUAUACAAUAAUACAGCUAAAAAUCUUGUUUCCAAGGUAUUGUGAAUGUUUAGCUAUAAGAAGCAUUUACAUAAUUUCAUAUCUGAAUUCUCUUUGGGCUUUCCUUAAAUUCAAGGAUAGAAUCUGAACAGCUUUUGUAUUUCUGGCAAGGAUGCUGAAAUUCAAAGAAUGUAAUGAAUCCAAACCAGGUCAAUGAGAGCACUGGAUGGCUCAAGGGAUUGUUAGUGAGAGGGAUAUAGAAUGCUUCCAUCUAAGUCACUGGUUUGAAUACAUUUCCAUGUCAGUAGUGACAGAAAGUCACCAUCUCAGGGAUGUUAAAUGAACUAUGGGCCUGAUCCAAAGCCCACUGAAGUCACUGCAAUUGUUUUCAUUGACCUCAGUGGCUUGUGGAUUUGACUCUGUUAAAGAUUAUGAUGGGGGGGGUUGGUCAGGUCUCAGAGGACAAACUUUGCUAUUAGAAGUUCUGAGAGUCCAACAGAAGGUCAAGAACUGAAUGGGCAUGGAGAAUGAACUUAUACACUCACUUACUGAUGUAGUCCCUCCAGGCUGCACUUAUUCUGUGAAUAAACAGAGGACUUGAUUCACCAGGACUGUCCACCCAGCACCUUUCACAAGUAUAAAAAAUGUGCAAAAAAGUUCAGUGAAAAAAAAUCUAAUGUAUUCCUCAAGCAAGAGACUAUUUUUUAAAUUUGUAUUAAUAAAUGUAUAAUUAACUUUAUACAGAUCAAAUUUGCCUUUUUUAAAACUAAUUUGGAACCAGAAAUCCAUAAGAGACUGUUCCAAUUCCCUGCAGUGGGUACUGCAAUUGAGAAGUUUAUUUACAUUUUGAUUUGUGUUCAUUCUUUCUAAAUAUUAGAGAGAAUUAUGUAUAUAGUUCUAUCAACACUGUAGUUCUACCUUAUUUAAAUCACUAGAUUGGUGCUAAUCUAAUAUUUGUACCAAAAAUAGCAUGUUACAUGCACUAUAUUUACUGUUAUGCCUAAAUAUGUACUGUAUACUAAUAAAAAUAAAUCCUAUAUGAUA
Molecule: messenger RNA, 10315 nt
Organism: Dermochelys coriacea (leatherback sea turtle)
Lineage: Eukaryota; Metazoa; Chordata; Testudines; Dermochelyidae
Gene: FREM1
Product: FRAS1 related extracellular matrix 1
Exons: 39
Coding region: 939-7496 (2185 amino acids)
Biological process (GO): cell communication
Cellular component (GO): membrane
Source: RefSeq, a predicted model, not a curated record